Messenger RNA from Neocloeon triangulifer, 596 nucleotides. RefSeq lists its product as uncharacterized. The transcript has 2 exons. NCBI's taxonomy places the organism in Eukaryota, Metazoa, Arthropoda, Insecta, Ephemeroptera, Baetidae. The coding region runs from base 53 to 388 and encodes 111 amino acids. The record is from RefSeq and is a predicted model, not a curated record.
CCUCCGGGCAAGAAGCUCCUCCGUCUCACUUGUUCUCCGGCAUCGGCGUGAAAUGCAGCUCGUUUUGUUUUCGUGUUUGGUCAUCUCGUUGGCGCACGACGGUCUCUGUAGGCCGUCAGAACUUGGUGAAGCCUUGGUUGCGCCGACGAUCGACCUGACCUCGAGCGACAACAAUGGCCUGUUGCCGCCACUACAAUCGCAGGUCCCUGCUUCCUCCUCCUACCGACUCGGGUCUCGGCCGGGAGGACUUCGGCUAAUCACGGAUCAGGACAAAGACGUGCGCAUCAUUUUCUUGUUUGAUUUUAAGCCGAUCCAUCUCUUCCCGAAGCCGCAAUACAUCAGAGGCAAAAAUUCCAUCAGGAACAUCAUCACCAAGGAUGAUAUUUAAAUUGACGUGUUUUUGUGAAUGAAAGAGGGAAAUUUGGACAAAUGGGAGACUUGAAUCUUUAUUCCAAGAGCGGAAGAAAUAAUUUUACAAUUAAAGCGCGUGAUUCAGACUAUUGGAAUAAACACUUUUAGUAAAUAGGAAGUUUCUGGUCUAUAUGUACACUUACGCAGAAUAUAAAUUAUGUAAUUAUAACCACGUACUUUGUUGU